Molecule: messenger RNA, 7488 nt
Organism: Eurytemora carolleeae
Lineage: Eukaryota; Metazoa; Arthropoda; Copepoda; Calanoida; Temoridae
Exons: 24
Coding region: 232-6279 (2015 amino acids)
Biological process (GO): response to cytokine; heterophilic cell-cell adhesion; leukocyte tethering or rolling
Cellular component (GO): external side of plasma membrane
Molecular function (GO): oligosaccharide binding; sialic acid binding
Source: RefSeq, a predicted model, not a curated record
UGUAAAGAUAUAGGGAUUAGACAAUUUGAGUUUGCGACAAAAACUCAGUUCAUUUAAAUCAAAAUUUUGAGCUGAUACUUUGCAAUCAUCACCCGGAUUAACCUACCCCACAAUAUAUUUGAUCCAAUCAUUUAAGUCCAUGUAUUGAUUACAGGUAAAGAAUUAAAAAAAUCCUUAGUAUAAAGUUUACUGAACAAUGAAACUUCAGUUUAAACGUGGAAAUUUAGGAAAAUGUUGAAACUGUUCUGGAUAUUUCUAUUUUUAAUCCAAUGCUCUAAAAUUCGAGGAAAAUGUGAUAAACAAUAUAGAGGUUAUUUUAUGACCUUUACUUACGACGGAGACAGAGAUGUAGAUGAUUCAUAUCGUGCAACAUGCUAUUCUGGAUAUUACUUCAUGUGGAAUGGUAAAGCAUCUGAUUCGAAAACUGCAACAUGUAUAAGGUCAGGGGGUGAUGAUAUCUGGAAGUUCAGCGAUGGCAGCACCAAAUUGGGCAAUUGUGAAUCAGCGCCAGCAUGUGAUGAUUCUUUGAGUCUAGGACGUCAGAUGACUUCAGAUUUUUCCUCUUCAAGAAUACUUGUAGGCUCCGAGUUCACUGUCACCUGUAAUACAGGAUAUAGAUUCUUCAAAGGUUCAAGCGGAUCCUAUACCACCAGUACCACUAAAGUUGGUACCUGCAACAAAAAGUACUAUGAUGGUUGGUGGAUUUAUUACAAAUGGGAAUACGGUGGGAGUUCUGAAGUAGGAGAUUGUGACCCUGAGAAUUGUCCAACUCCAAUACCACUUGGUCAGCAAAUGACUUCUGAUUUCUCUUCUACCCUGUUUGGAAGUGAGUUCACAGCAACCUGUAACGUUGGAUAUGCAUUCUUCAGAAGUUCUGGUGGAAGUUCCUUUAUAGCCUCAACUACUAAAACUGCCACUUGUAAAUAUAGUUCUCAAAACUCAAACACAUAUUGGUCUUACAAUGAUGGCACCCAGAGUUUGGAUAACUGUCUAGAAUAUUGUUCUGCUUCAAUACCAGCAACACCUACACAAUCUAGACUGACCUAUUCUCUUGGGGAAGGAAAGAAUAUAGUGGGUCAAGUACUAACAUACAUCUGUGAUACUGGGCAUGAAUUCAAAACAGCAGUUCCUGCAGGCUCUACCAGUCAAGAUCCAGUCCUUACAAAUGUGAUUAAGUCUACCUGUACUAGUUCUGGAAGUGUCAUCAGACAAUGGGUUUUAGACUACAAUCCAUUACCAGGAACUUGCGAAAGAAUAGUUUGUCCAAACCCUACAACUUUGUCAUCUCCUGAUGGAAUACUGACUUUAGUCUCCAAUAGCACAAUAGUCAAAUAUGAAGAUCAAGUCAGCUGGGAAUGUUCUAACAAAAGAUUUUACAUUAAAAAGAGCAGUGGAGGCCAGGCAUCAGCGUCAAAAUCAUUUAAAUGUAAAAGUGAUAAAACAUAUUCUGAAGACAUAAGCCAAUAUGAAUGUGUACCAAACUUUUGUGAACCAUUAGAACCAGAACAGAGUCUCAACUUUUCAUACUCAUGGGAUAAACAGUACAUAGCCAUUGGUUCUGAAUUUACGUACAGCUGUAAGAGCGGAUAUGCUUUAGAGAGUGAUGUAGACAGUAAAACUAAAGCAGAUGAUGCUAUUCAAGUCACAUGUGAAAAUGAUGGAGAAUUUGGAUAUCCUGCGCCUUGGCCACAGUGUUAUGAUAGAGUUUCCUGUGGAUCUCCUCCCAUUACACCAACUAAUGGAACAAGAGAAUGGAUACAAAGAGCUGAGAAUGAUACCAUGUAUGAAGCUAAAAUUAAUUAUACUUGUAAACUGGGAUCCCAGUUUGACAGAGAUGGGGAUGGAUUUGGAGACACUCCAUCCAUACAAACUGAAUGUCUUUGGAAGAAAUCCUGGUCUCCUUCUGUGCCCAGCUGCAAAGUCACUCAUUGCCUUGAACCUGCAACCCCUAAUUCAUCACUCAAUGUAAACUUUUCCUGGGAUGAAGAAUUGGUUCCAAUUGGAAACAGUUAUACAUACUAUUGUUAUUCUGAUAUGGCAAUUGAAAGUUUUACCAAUAAAAAAUCAGAAGCAUUAAACUACUUUAACGUAAACUGUGAUCCAAGCGGGGAAUAUGAAUAUCCAUUAUACUGGCCACAGUGCUCUGCAACAAUUCUAUGUAAAUCCCUUCCAAAUGCUACCAUUGAUGGUACAAGAGUGUGGGUCAAGGGUGCAGAUGGUGAUAAAUCAUAUGAGUCUAAGGUGGAAUAUUUUUGUACAAGGGGAUCUCAAUUUGACACAGAUGAAGAUGGAUUCGGGGACAGUUUAUCUAUAGUUAAUGAGUGUCUCUGGAAAAAAGAAUGGAGCCCAUGGUCAGUACUUCCGCUUUGUAAAAUAACUCACUGUUUGGAGCCACUAACACCAGAGUUGUCCUUAAACUUCAACUUUUCUUGGGGUAAUGAUAUGGUAGCUGUGGGGGAUAAUGUUACUUACAACUGUCAAAUAGAUAUGACUCUUGAAGCAAACACAACCUUAAAAUCAGAAUCAGUUACGAUGAUUAAUGCUAGCUGUAAUUCAGAUGGAACCUAUUCCUAUCCUCUGACAUGGCCACAAUGUUCAGAAACUAUAUCUUGCGGUACACCACCUUCUGUUCCAGUUAAUGGCUCUCAGAUCUGGAUUAAUGGGACUGAACCAAAUGAUACUUAUGAUACUGGUAUUCUUUAUAAAUGUGUAAAAGGCUCUAAAUUUGAUACUGAUGGUGAUGGAAUCGGGGACAGUGAUAAUGUAACAAUUAAUUGUCAAUGGAGAAAAACCUGGAGUCCAUGGCCUGUCCUUCCUAAAUGUAUUAUAACCCAUUGUGUUGAUUCUUUUCCCAUACCUGAAGAUUCCAAUUUAGAGGAGGCUAAAACUGGUUGGGUUCCUAUUAACACACUAAAGUGGUACCAGUGUUCAGGAAAACUUCUGAAUGGAUCCCAUACAAAAUUUUUUGAGUCUGAUAGAUCUAAAACAUCAUUUUCUAUGUUAUGCCUGUCAAAUGGAUCCUUUCAAUUUGUUAACUCAAGACAAAACUGGCCAACCUGUUUAAGUACAGUUUAUUGCGGACAACCCCCAAAUGCAUCAGAAAAUGGGGUUAGAACUUGGAUGAAUGGUAUAGAGUUUAAAGAAUCUUAUGGUACAAAAGUCUCAUACCAAUGUGUCAAAGGUUCUCAGUUUGAUACUAACAGAGAUGGAAAGGGAGACAGCCUUUCUAUCGAAACAGAAUGCAUGUGGAAUAAAGCUUGGACACCUUGGUCAACUCUACCAAAGUGUGUUAUAACACAUUGUGUUAAUCCUUUUAAAAUACCUUUAAACACAUCUUUAGAGGAAUCAACUUCGGCUUGGACAGAAAUAAAUAGAAAUAAAGAGUAUAGAUGUUCAAGAAUGAAAAAUGGCAUGCACACACAAUUUUUUGAGAAUGAUCGUUUCAAAUCCUCUUUUUCAAUGCGAUGUUUAGAAAACGGAACAUUUGAUUUUGUUAAUGAUACUGAACACUGGCCUAUGUGUCUGGAAGAUAUUGAAUGUGAAAAACUUCCACCAUCAAUUCCUACUGAUCCUGAAUACCUGGAUCCUAAAGAUGAUGGAAAAGUAAUCAUAAAUAAGUUGAACUACCCAACAGGAAAUGCACAGAAUUUAGUAUUCACUUCUGAAAGAAAUAACACAGAGAUUGCAAGAAACUACAUGGCAAAUUUAACGUAUUAUUGUGGAGCUGCUAGAAAUUUCAAAGACAAAAAUGGUGUUCAUCAUGAUAUCCAUAAAAUGACUUGUCUCUGGGAUAGAAACUGGACUGCAAUCAAUGUUCUGGACCCAUGUGACUGGAUUCAGUGCUUAAAACCUCCAAUUCCACCAAGCUUUACAAACUUAAGGGUUACUGAUUGGGAUGGUAAACCAAUCAAUUUUGGAGAUAAAAUCACAUAUGUGUGUGAAAAAGGAUAUCAGUUUGAAGAUGACCAGAAUCAGGUUAGCAUAUCAUAUCAAUGUCAAGAUGGAGUAAGACCAGAAACAACCCGUGGGUUCUUUAACACCCCAGCAGCUGAUGAUCAGUGGCCUAUGUGUACAAAAGGUCCAUUAUGCAACUUUCCUCCAAAUCCACCGUUUGAGGGUACACUUGAAAAUAUUCCAAUCAUAUUUCCAAAAGAAGCUGAAGAGGCCUGUGACAUCGAUGGCAAUCGAGUUGACAUUAAAUGUCCUUCCUUCCUGAAUAUUUAUAUAACCUCGGGUUAUUAUGGAAGACUUAAAGGAAGUACUGUCCUUUGUAAUGGAAAUAAAGAUUCAGUAUCAAUAACAGAAGACUGUUUAAAUCUGCAGAUUGUUGAUUCAUCAAGAACAACUUGUAUUUCUAAGUAUAAUUGUACAAUCCCUGUUGAUACCACAAUUCAAACCUGGAAACCACCUUGUGACAAGAAACAGAAGAAUCAGUUGAUGCUAAAUUAUGUUUGUGUUCGAUGCAGGGAUUGGGAUAUUCAUGUUGUGGAUCAAAAUUGUAUUUCCAAAGCAUUGAUAUUAAAUUUGUGGAGAACUACAGCAGAUCUUAUGAAUGUAGCUCAAGAGGACAUGAAAACUAUUCUCAUAGAAGAGCUUAGCAAACAUCUGGACAAUAAAGAACACUCUUUACAAGAUUUGAGUGACAGGGAUGUAAGUAAGACUGAUGGUUCUCUGUGUUCGCUGGCUUUUAUGCAUCUUGCUCUCAUUGAUUCAAUCAAAACAGAAAGUCAAAUGACAAAUUUAUCUUAUGAUACAAUGAAGGAAACAAUUGUCGAGGAAAUAAUGAAAGUAAGAAACUUAAAUGGCUCAACUUAUGAUAUCAACCAAAAGGAUGAAGUUCAUCUGAAUAAUUUUAAGCAAGUUGUAUGUGGUGACAACCCAGUUAAAUCAGAUUCAGUCGGCUCUAUUCCAACUCUGAGUGCAGAAGAUACUGAAGAAACAAGAGACAUGAGAAAAUAUGGAGCAAAUCUUAGAUAUGAAUGUGGUGUAGCCAGAAAAUUUCAGAGUAAGGAAACUUCUAAAACCUAUGAUGAGAGAUGGAUGACCUGCAAUUGGAAUACAAGCUGGUCACCAAUUGACACUCUAGAUGAGUGUAAGUGGGUUCAAUGCAUUAAUCCACCAAAGCCUCCUGUGGGAAGUGAGUUAUCCUCUAUGUGGGAUGGAAAUCCUGUUGAAUUUAACUCUUGGGUCGGUUACAACUGCAAGAAGGGUUUAUACUUUGAACUGAAUCGAGAUUUACGCCAGUGGAAUAUGACUUGUCUUCCAGGUGGUUAUUGGCAAGUUCCCGAAGUCUGGCCUAGGUGCUUGGCAAGUGUGAACUGUACAGAACCACCUCCACGUCCCAAUGCUGGAACCUGGGAGUGGAAUCAUUCAUACAAAUAUAAAACCCAGAUCCAGUAUACUUGUGGACCUUAUGGAAAGUUUAAAACUGCAAGUGGGAUAUUAAAGGCUUCAAUCAUAGCAGAAUGUAACUGGAACAAAACCUGGACACCUGCUGCUUUGGAUCCUUGUCAAGCGACCAGAUGCCAAGAUAUUCCUGCCCCACCACGAAGCUCUGGACUAGUUUAUAAGCCUGAUCCUAAUAACCCCCUCCCAAACACAGGUGUUUGUCUGUAUAGCCCUGAUGUUCCAGCCAAGCUGCCAUUUCCUGGAGAAAGCUUUUGUUCCAAAAAUACUAAACUUAUGCUAGUUGGAUACAUACCUAAGACAGUAAGACAUGUACCAGCAUUAUUAGUUGCUUCUAAUAUGAGCAAUGAAGGUAUACAUAUCAACCUAAACUUGAAGAACCAGGUUAUACAAAGAUACAGUGUAACUAAUGGAACUAAGUCCACUAUUGAUGGAUUGCCUGGUGAUGGAACCAGUAUAGAUUACGAUGAACCGUUUGUUCUAAACCUCAGCUGUGAUCAGGAUGGAUGGAAUCUGCAAAUUAACAAUGAGCCAAGUUAUCUUACUGUUUUUCAUGCUAUGCCAGUGGAUAACCUCACAGAGAUCAGGGUAACUGGGGAUAUUGUUGUCAACUACAUUGGGAUUGGAGAUAAAGGUCAAGAUCCAGCGCCCCCUGUUGGGUUUAACCUAACCUAUGUCUGUCCAGAGGGGCAAGUAUUUGACAGUGAUUGGUAUGCUACACCAUUCGUUAUGAUGACAUGUCAGGCAGAUGGUGUAUUUGAACCGAUAGACUGGUCGCAUUAUCAAUGUGUUUUACCAACAACUACUGAGUGUUAUGAUUGCACAACUACAAGUAAGCAUUUUAAUAAUUUAAAAUUAUUCAAAAAAGGUUAAAUUCAUUUCAUGGCAUAAAAAAAUUCUUCGUAUUUUAUUUCUAAAAACAUGGUUAACGUUACGUAACGUGACGUAAGUUCGUAACAGAACAUAUCGUAACGUUAAUCGAAACAAGAUAAUUUUAUUCGUAAAAAAGAACAAAUCGAAAGCAUUUCAAAUGUUUAGUUUCGAAAUUAUGAUCAGAAUAUUAUGGAUAUAAAAUUAUGUGAGAUAUCAAUGACAUUCUGUUUAUAAUUUAGAAAUGCUUUUGGUUCCUCUUUCGGUUAGAAGCAAGUUAAAACCAAUUGAUAUGUAUAUCCUAAAUUUUUAACGCUUAAUGGGCGCCUCGCGCAAAUUUUAAAAAAAUGAUUUUGGUUUUGAUUCUCAAAUUGCUUUUUUUCUUUAGAAAUCAUAAAUUUUCUCUUUAAGUUAGUAGAUUUUCAAAAAUAAUAAAUGUUAACAUUUUUUUGUAACAUUUAUUAACUUUGAUCAGCCUUUAUCCUUCCCUGGGUUGCCUCAAAAAAUUUAAAUCCGAAAUAGACCGACAAGCAAAAUGUAUAAAAAGAUAAAAGUACAAUGUGACCCAUACAACUCUGGAAUAGUAUAAGACUAAAUGUAAGCAAUUUUAUGCGCAUUUGCCGUUAUAUAGCAAAUAGUUUUACAAAUACCUUGAUAAUGAACUGUGAAAUCUAGAUCUAUGGCACAAUUGCUAUUACUGCGCUCAAGAUAUGCACUAAUAUUAUGCACUAAAAUCAUAAAUUGAGUCAUCCUUCUAUUCCAAAGUUUGCUGAGGAACACUGUAAUAAAUGUUAUUAAAUCUUUUUGUCCAUUUUCAUAUAAACGUUAAAUGUUGGCCUAGCAGAAACCGCUUUGAUUUCUGAACUUCAUGUCCAUCAAAUUUUAUUUAAAGAAAAAUGGAAAUUAUUUUAAAAUUUUUAUUUUGUUUUUUAUUUCUAUUUAUGUUAAAUAUACCUAUAGCAUAAACCUUUUCGAAAUUUUAAUUAAUAGCGUCAACAAGUUCUCAAUGUUUGUUUUAUUAUAAAAUAAACAAAACUCUUGAAAGAUUAUAAUCAGCAGGAACAUAUUUUUAAUUAUUUACAAUGGAAACUAGAAAAAAAUGAAAUUAUUGUGAUCUUUUUUUGGUUUGUAAAAUCAAAAAGUAUCACCACAUUAAUUUCAUAUAACUUUAUUUAUUAAAAAAGGAUAUUAAAUUAUAAUCAUAUUAUAGGU